Messenger RNA from Carya illinoinensis, 1314 nucleotides. Its product is annotated as protein FAR1-RELATED SEQUENCE 5-like. Lineage: Eukaryota; Viridiplantae; Streptophyta; Magnoliopsida; Fagales; Juglandaceae. The record is from RefSeq and is a predicted model, not a curated record. Gene Ontology annotation, molecular function: zinc ion binding. Bases 1 to 1314 code for a protein of 437 amino acids. The transcript has a single exon.
AUGAACAAGAGUUAUGGAUCUCUUGUGGUUGGCGCAGGUGGCUUUGAGAACCUCCCUUUUUUGGAAAAGGAUUGUCGCAAUUACAUCGACAAAGCCCGUCAUCUGCGACUUGGUGCAGGUGGUGCUGGAGCACUUCGUGACUAUUUUAUGAGAAUGCAGUACAAGAAUAACGGUUUUUUUGCGUUGAUGGAUUUAGACGAUGACGGGCGGUUAAAAAAUAUUUUUUGGGCAGAUCCACGAAGUCGGGCUGCUUAUCAGUAUUUUGGUGAUGUCGUGACAUUCGACACCACAUACCUGACUAAUAGGUAUGGGAUACUCUUUGCACCUUUUGUCGGUGUAAACCAUCACGGGCAGUCGAUUCUGUUAGGAGCUGGAUUGAUUUCCAAUGAGGACACGGAGACAUUUACAUGGCUGUUCCAAACAUGGUUGCAGUGUAUGGAUGGAAUAGCGCCAAAGGCAAUUAUCACUGAUCAAGACAGAGCAAUGAAAAAUGCAAUUGCUAUUGUCUUUCCUGAAAGUCGACAUAGAUUUUGCUUUUGGCAUAUACUUAAGAAAGCCCCCGAGAAGCUUGGAUCGUAUGCCACCUAUAGAAGUGGGCUGAAAACCGAGCUGAUGAAAUGUGUGUACGACACACAAACUAUUCAGGAGUUUGAAAACUGUUGGGCCGGUUUUAUUAACACAUACGACUUACAUGAGAAUGCUUGGUUGACAAGUUUAUACAAUGAGCGUGAGCAUUGGGUACCGGUUUUCCUAAAAGAGCACUUUUGGGCUAGAAUGAGUACAACACAGCGAAGCGAGAGUAUGAAUGCUUUUUUUGACGGUUACGUCCAUGCGAAGACCAACUUGAAGGAGUUUGUUGACCAGUUUGACAAUGCAUUGAAGAAGAAAAUUGAAAAUGAAAAUCAGGCGGAAUUCCUGUCAUUUAGCGGCACCAUUCCCUGCGUAUCUAGAUCCCCAAUUGAGAAGAAAUUUCAAUCCUUGUACACCAAUGCUAAAUUUAAGGAAGUUCAACAGCAAGUCAUUGGCAUGCUUGAUUUGGAAAUUAAGCUACACAGUUCUGAUGGCGUAACUAGCACUUAUGUAUUAGAGGAUGAAGUUCGUAUUAAGGAGUUCACAAAACAGGUUACAUAUUCAGUGGAUUUUAAUGUGGAUGACUGCAAUGCAAAGUGCUCAUGUGGGUUAUUUCAGAUGAGGGGGAUACUGUGUAGACAUAUUUUGGCUGUAUUCAAAACAAUGGGUAUAAAAUUAUUGCCAGACCAGUACAUUUUGGACCGAUGGAGGAAGGACAUCAAGAGGAGAUACACGUCAAUCUGA